Xylona heveae TC161 is the source of this 2241-nucleotide messenger RNA. RefSeq names its product WD40 repeat-like protein. The coding region runs from base 1 to 2241 and encodes 746 amino acids. Gene Ontology annotation, cellular component: nucleus. Gene Ontology annotation, biological process: proteasome-mediated ubiquitin-dependent protein catabolic process. Gene Ontology annotation, molecular function: protein binding; protein-macromolecule adaptor activity. The transcript is spliced from 3 exons. The record is from RefSeq and is a predicted model, not a curated record. NCBI's taxonomy places the organism in Eukaryota, Fungi, Ascomycota, Xylonomycetes, Xylonales, Xylonaceae.
AUGGAUGAAGCAGAGGCAAACGUCUCCUCCCCAAUUGAGAGACUCUCUGAACAAGAUGUCUUCUCUCCCGAGAAUUUAAUGUCCUCUCCUCUGUCUUCCAAGAUUACCGGAGCAAACAGCAGUGGGAAGCCAAAGCGGCCACCGCCAAUAACUCCUAAUUCUUUUCGCCGAUUCUUCACUCCUCGCUCCUCACAGGCCAAGGGAACCAAGGUCAGCGCCUCGAGAAAGGCUCUCCAGGAUAUCACCAACCCAGCACGCAACAGCGACGGCUCGGCAAUUCAUCGACCUUUCCCUGGUCCUGAGCUAUUCCGAGAUAUUCCAAGGGAUGCCAGCACAGCUUUCGACUUUGACUUCACGACCCCGACAUCUCAGAAAAAAAGAGGUUUCCUCAUCUCGCCAGAUUCCUCGCCAGAGCACGCUUCUCCUUCUAAGAGGCAGCGAAAUCUUCCUUUGAAUAUCCUAGAAGAUGAAGAGCCUGCUGAGGAGGUCAAGGCAUCUGAUGCAACUGCUGAGAAGGAGCAAAUCGAGAAGGUGUCGGUGGAGAUUCCAACGCCCACUCCGAUACGCCGUCGUCUCCCCAAUAUCAAUGGACGCAUUUACCAACGAAGCUUGGGCCCUUGGGGCUCGGGUAGGCCGUUCAGGCACCUCCAGAUCAGUUGCAACUGGCAGUACGAAACGGCAGCAUUCUACACCGCACCAGAGGACCGCUACGACUGUAGAGAUGCUGAUGACGAGAGCGGGGUGCUACCAUUUUGCACAGCAAGCUGUAACACAAACUCUCUCGUGGCAAUUGGGGAUGAAGAAGGACGUGUCCGACUUCUUGAAUCUGCUCCUGAUAGUACUCCAGAGUUCUCAAGCGCUUUUCUAGAAUUCUAUCCACAUGAGAAUGCAAUUCUGGAUCUGGCAUUCUCCUCGGAUGACCUCUUGCUCGCCACCGGAUCUGGUGAUCAGACCGCCCGGAUCAUCGACAUGUCAACCCAGCGUCCAAUUUACUCGCUGGCCGGCCAUUCAGCGUCUGUGAAACAAGUCCGAUUCCAACCCGGGAGUAACAACAACGUUAUUGCGACAUCUAGUAGAGACGGGACCGUUCACAUUUGGGACCUUCGAUGCAAGGCGGGCAAUUCGUCUGUGCGCCAGGUCCAUGUGUCGCUGGAUCCAGACUCGACCGGCGCUGUCUCCACUGGUCAGGCUUCCCAUUGCAUUUCUCGUGCUCAGGCGGUGAACAGCAUCUUUGAAGCCCACGCCAAUCGCCCACAUCCACCCCCCGCAGGUAGCUCGGUGGCCUCUGCUCUCACCGAAGGUGUCGCAAGAGCCGAAUCAAUUGAGCGACGUGGGGACGUAUCCGUCACUGCCCUGUCCUUUUUGAACCCUGGCCGAGAGCACCUCCUUUUAACCGCCUCUGAAGCCAACGCGACAGUGAAGCUCUGGGAUUUGCGUACGACAUAUAGCCACCGUCGUGGACGAACUGCUCCCCUGUCCACUACCUGCCAACCCGAUUCUCACAACACCCAUCGUCACUUUGGUAUCAACUCUCUGACCUUGAACGGUGACGGUAGCCGACUUUACAGUCUUUGCAGAGAUAACACUAUUUACGCAUACUCGACGUCGCAUCUUGUGCUGGGGAAUUCACCUGAACUCUCUAGUGCUUCGUCUAAACCUCGCCGUGCCGCUGCCUCUGUUGGGAAAGAAGGCCUUGGGCCACUGUACGGUUUCCGUCAUCCUCAGCUCCAUGCUACUACAUUCUAUGUCAAGACAGCCUUGAGGCCUGCCUCUGGUGACCAACCAGAACUUUUGGCAGUCGGGAGCAGCGACGGCUGUGCCGUCUUGUUCCCCACCGAUGAGCGCCACCUUACUCGCACGGAGCAUUUAGAGAAUGAGAAUGGAUCGUCCUCACCUUUGCCCCUGUCCAACACCCCAACACCUCCAGCCACACCUCGGCCUUGGACUCGAUCGCCUGGAGCUACAAUGAGCAGCGGUUUGGCAUCUCGACUAAACGACACCAUUCCCAUCUACCGCAACGGCUCUGCUCUCGUUCACGGGCAUUCGCGCGAGGUCACCAGUCUGACAUGGUCCUCCCGAGGCGAGCUCGUCACCGUCGGUGAUGACAUGCUUGCUCGUUGCUGGCGCGAGGGUCCCAAAGCCAAGGAAUUACGUCGAGGGGAUGAGGCAGAUGGCCGACUCUGGAAUUAUGGUUGGGCCGAGGCUGAGCCUGGCUUCGACGAUGACAGCGACGACGAAUAA